AUGUCAGAGUAUAAAAGAAUGUAUCAAAUUUCAACAAACAGAUUAUUUAAAAAAAUACUAGAUUCAAACAUUCUUAAAGAAAAGUCAUUAAUUAAUAAACAAAAAGUACAUUUAAAAAAGCUUAAGUAUCACACUAAAGCACAGGCAAGACUUGAAGCAAAAAAAACAAGAUUGCUUCAAGAAGAAGGAAUA
Molecule: messenger RNA, 192 nt
Organism: Dentiscutata erythropus
Lineage: Eukaryota; Fungi; Glomeromycota; Glomeromycetes; Diversisporales; Gigasporaceae
Source: the annotation of a GenBank genome assembly